This is a messenger RNA of Podarcis raffonei (Aeolian wall lizard), 1508 nucleotides long. RefSeq names its product GPALPP motifs containing 1 (gene GPALPP1). NCBI's taxonomy places the organism in Eukaryota, Metazoa, Chordata, Lepidosauria, Squamata, Lacertidae. The coding region runs from base 52 to 1056 and encodes 334 amino acids. The record is from RefSeq and is a predicted model, not a curated record. The transcript is spliced from 8 exons.
GGGAGCAGCCAGGGAGGCCCGGCUAAACAAGAGGCACUUCCGGGUGCUGCCAUGGCGUCGCGAGGAGCCGCGGGGCCCUCGCUGCCGGCGCAGCCCGACCGAGCGGAGCCCUGCGGGGACUUCGGGCCGGUUGUAGGGCCAGCAUUGCCACCAGACUACUAUAGUAGUUCUGAAAUACAUGGUUGUGACAAAAAAUGCACUUCUCCUAAUGCACCUGGAGGAACAGUUUGGGAUUCUGAAGAUGACAAAGAUUCAAGUCCAACGCCCAGAAAACACAGACGCUAUCAGGAAGAUGACGAUGAUGGAUUCUUUGGACCUGCUCUUCCUCCUGGCUUUAAAAAACCAGAUGAAUCCCCAGAAAGGCCUGUUAUAGGUCCUGCCUUACCACCUGGCUUUAAGAAACCAUCAGAAGCUGCUGAAGAAAACAUAUAUUAUGCAACCCAGACUACAGAUAGCAGCGAAGAGGAGGAAGACAUGAUUGGCCCAAUGCCUGCCAAAGGACCAGUAGAAUCCAACACAGCUAGAGAGAUUGAAUGUCGAGCUCAGAGAAUGAAAGAUAAACUUCUCGGCAAAGAUGAUGGACCCAAACAAGCUAAAAGAGAAUCUUGGAUGACGGAUCUACCACCAGAACUCAAAAGCUUUGGACUCGGUCCACGGACAUUCAAAAGAAGAGCUGAUGACAAAUCAGGAGAUAGAUCCAUUUGGACUGAUACCCCAGCCGACAGAGAAAAGAAAGCCCAGGAAGCGCCAGAUGCGAAAAAGUCCAUCAGUAAGGAUGAUGCAGAAGUUCUCCUGUCCGAGAAAGAUAAAAGACUGGUUGAGCAGUUGUCUUCAUACAAUGACGCUCAGAGAUCUGAAUCUCUCAUGGAUUUGCAUCAGAAAAAACUGAAGAGCAAAGCUUCCGAGGAGAAGAAGCCGCAGGAGAGGCGACCAUUUGACCGGGACCAAGAUCUCCAGGUCCAUCGCUUUGAUGAAGCACAAAAAAGAGCUCUCCUAAAGAAAUCUAGAGACUUGGGCACUAGGUUUUCCCAUGGCAAAUGCAAUAUGUUUCUGUAAUGUAAGCAGGCAAUGAUAGUGAAGUAUAGUUGUGUGCUAUUUAAAAACAUCAUGUAGUAGUACUAUAUAAUAAAACAUCUUUUUUGUAUAUACAAUAAAUGUAUAAAAAGCUUUUUAAAAAUAGGUCAGAGUUUUAUAGGUUGUUCAGGACCCCUUGGGUUUUUUUCAAAACGUUAUUGAAAUUAAUAGGCCUAUUAUGAUCAAUCAGGUUUUAAAUAGUCAUAUGCACUCUCCUAUAUGGAUUUCGAGGAAAGUAAUUGGCUCAGAUUCCUCAUUUGUUUAUGGAGCCAUUCAGGUUUAAUUAACAGAAAUAUGUCAUAUUUCAGAAUUUGAAGUUUGGGCCUGAUAAUGAGAAAUGGAAAUGGGCAGAUAAUGUGAAUAUUGCCAUAAUUACUUACGUGUAUAUUUGACAGGAGGGUAAGUAAAGCAUUCUGUCUUUCUGUACCCAAAAA